This is a messenger RNA of Dendrobium catenatum, 1668 nucleotides long. RefSeq names its product isoleucine--tRNA ligase, chloroplastic/mitochondrial. Gene Ontology annotation, cellular component: cytosol. The record is from RefSeq and is a predicted model, not a curated record. NCBI's taxonomy places the organism in Eukaryota, Viridiplantae, Streptophyta, Magnoliopsida, Asparagales, Orchidaceae. Gene Ontology annotation, biological process: isoleucyl-tRNA aminoacylation. Gene Ontology annotation, molecular function: ATP binding; aminoacyl-tRNA deacylase activity; isoleucine-tRNA ligase activity.
CUAAAACGAAAAGGCCAAGAAUAGCCCCUCCCUCCACAUCCGCUCGGACCCGUCCAUUACCCAAGCCCUCCGACGACGCGGCGCAUACUCGAAAACACCUACGGCGCCACAACCACCAAGGCCGUCUCUCUGCAUCCGCCGCCGUUACCGUCCAUUUUUCGCUGAUGGUUGCCACAGUCCCUCCUUUCUUCUCGUCGCUGACACCCCGCGUUCGUCCAUUGGCAUUAUCUCGAAGAAAUCAAUUAUCCCUCGACAAAACUUCGUCUUUGAGACUACUUUUAUCCCCUGGGCUUUUUCAAAUUGAGUUUAGAGAGUUUUUCACUUCUAAUUUGAAGCAGAGGGCUCACGGACUAGCAAUGUCGGCGAAGAAGUCAUCCAAAGGAUCAACGCAAGUUGUGGAAACGUACAAGCACACUAUCGAUCUUCCAAAAACCAAUUUUGGCUUGCGGGCAAAUUCGAUUGUGAGGGAGCCUGAGAUUCAAAAAAUAUGGGAGGACAAUGAGGUCUUCAAGCGGGUUGUGGAUAGGAAUACAGGGGUAACUUUCAUUUUGCAUGAUGGACCGCCUUAUGCUAAUGGAAAGUUGCACAUGGGACAUGCUCUGAACAAGAUUUUGAAGGAUAUUAUUAAUCGGUAUAAGCUUUUUCAAAAUUAUAAAGUUCAGUUUGUUCCUGGUUGGGAUUGCCACGGCCUUCCAAUAGAGUUAAAAGUACUGCAGUCGAUGGAUCAAGCUGCUCGAAAGGACUUGACACCAUUAAAAUUGAGGGAAAGUGCUGCUAAAUUUGCAAAAGAGACUGUCGAUGUUCAAAUGAAGUCUUUUAAGCGUUAUGGGGUGUGGGCAGACUGGAGCAAUCCUUAUUUAACACUUUCUCCAGAAUAUGAAGCUGCACAGAUAGAAGUAUUUGGCCAGAUGGCCACUAAAGGAUACAUCUAUAGGGGUCGGAAGCCCGUCCAUUGGAGUCCAUCCUCCCGCACGGCACUUGCUGAGGCAGAGCUAGAGUAUCCGGAUGUUCAUGUAUCUAAGAGCAUAUAUGCUAUUUUUAAGAUGGUUAGUGCAUCUCCUACUUCUCAAGUUAUUUUGGAAGAAUUUUUUCCAGAUUUGUGCUUGGCCAUAUGGACAACUACUCCUUGGACCAUCCCAGCAAAUGCAGCUGUGGCAGUAAAUCCUUCGCUUAUUUAUGGUGUGGCCGAGGUACAGUCAGUCCUUGAGGAGCCAUCGUCAUCUCCUGGAAAGCAAACAGGUUUAGGAAGAAUUUUGAAAAAUGAGGAAAAGAAGCCAUUCAUCAUUGUGGCAUCAGAUCUUGUACCUACACUUGAGUCAAAGUGGGGGGUGAAGCUCGUUAUCAAGAAAACUUUCCUUGGAGCAGCUCUAGAAAACAGCAGGUACCUUCACCCUUUGGAUGGAAAGGAAUGCCCUGUUGUGAUGGGGGGAGACUACAUCAACACUGAGUCAGGAACUGGACUUGUUCAUACAGCCCCUGGCCAUGGCCAGGAGGAUUAUAUAACUGGCUUAAAAUAUGGACUGCCAAUACUUUCUCCUGUUGAUGACAGUGGAAAUUUUACUGAAGAAGCGGGGAAGUUCAUUGGCUUCAAUGUAUUAGGGGAUGGAAAUGCUGCUGUUGUGGAGUAUCUUAAUGACAAUAUGUCGCUUCUUUUAGAAGAACCUUAUA